CUUUAAACAGCGUGGUAGCGUCCCCAAUUAUGUCGUAAAACCUUUGCACCCACACUCCGAUUAGAUGUUCUGUCUAAUAUAUCUAUCUCUCUUCUCUGUGUACCUGAGCUACUCUCUGGAUAUCUGGACCAGCCAUGGUGGUGUGUCUGACUGGGCUAUGGAGGUAUCGGAAUUACCUGGUCAUAUUCCUCACCCCACUGUUGAUUCUACCUCUACCCAUAAUAGUUGGGGGACCGGAGGCUAGUUGUGGCUAUGUGAUCAUCCUGACGGCCCUGUACUGGUGUACAGAGUGUAUGCCCCUGGCUGUGACCGGUCUGCUGCCUGUCAUCCUCUUCCCUAUGAUGGGCAUUAUGGAGUCAAGCGAGGUGUGUACCCAGUACAUGAAGGACUCUAACAUGCUGUUCGUCGGAGGGCUGUUGAUGGCUACAGCUGUGGAACACUGGAACCUUCACAAACGCAUCGCCCUCAGAGUACUGCUCCUAGUAGGGGUGAAGCCUGCCCUUCUGAUGAUGGGCUUCAUGGGCACCACAGCCUUCCUGUCCAUGUGGAUCGGUAACACAGCCUCCACUGCCAUGAUGCUGCCCAUCUCUAAUGCUGUGCUGAAGCAGCUGUGUGACACCGAGGCCCAGGCAGAGGAGAGGGAGAUGGACCUGAUCUCCCUCAGGGGGGCCGGGCCCGGGACUGGGAUACCUAAGGGCCAGGACAACCAAGCCUUUGAUAUGGGUGACAAGGAGAACAGUAUUACCAUAUAUGAUGCAUGUACUACCGAAUGUACAAAGGAUGUCAAGCCCAUGAAGAAUGGAAUUCAGUUAGAGCCCGAGUCAGAGGUGGAGGAGAGUCCGGAGGCGAGGGAGAGGAGGCUAAAGAGGGAGGCUAAGUACCUGAAACUGGAUAAAGGCAUGAGUCUCAGUGUGUGUUACGCUGCCAGCAUCGGAGGAACAGCCACCCUCACCGGCACCGCCCCGAACCUCAUCCUCAAAGGACAGGUCGACGAACUGUUCCCAGGAAAUGGAGACAUCAUCAACUUUGCCAGCUGGUUUGGUUUCUCCUUCCCCAACAUGGUUCUGAUGCUGAUCAUCUCCUGGCUGUGGCUGCAGUUUAUGUACCUGGGCUGCAACAUGAAGAAGUUGUUUGGCUGUGGAAUGAAUAAAGAUGGUGACAAGGAGGCGUACGGGGUGAUAAAGAAUGAGUAUAAGAAGCUGGGCAGUGUGUCCUUCGCUGAGGGCUGCAUCCUGGUGCUGUUUGUCCUGCUGGUCCUGCUCUGGUUCACCAGAGAACCAGGCUUCAUGCCCGGCUGGGCCGCUGUGCUCUUCAACAAGGACAAACCGUAUGUCACUGAUGGCACAGUGGCCAUGCUGAUGUCAACGCUGUUCUUUGUGAUCCCAUCCCAACUACCCAGAUGUGGCGGGUACUCUGAGGAUGGAAAGCCCCUGAAGGCCCCUCCCACCCUGCUCAAUUGGGACGUGGUCCAUAAGAAGAUGCCUUGGAACAUUCUCCUGCUAGUGGGAGGAGGCUUCGCUCUGGCCCGGGGCAGCGAGACGUCUGGUCUGUCUCAGUGGCUAGGAGAAAGUCUGGCCCCCCUGCAGUCCAUCCCUCCCGUUGCCAUCUCUUUCCUCCUGUCUCUACUCAUCGCCACUUUCACUGAGUGCUCCAGCAACGUAGCUACUACCACAUUGUUCCUGCCUAUACUGGCCUCUAUGGCCGUAGCCAUUAAGCUCCACCCGCUGUACGUCAUGCUGCCCUGCACCAUCUGUGCCUCGCUGGCCUUCAUGUUGCCGGUGGCCACACCCCCUAACGCCAUCGCCUUCUCCUAUGGCAACCUCAAAGUCAUGGACAUGGCGAAGGCUGGAUUCGUGCUGAACAUUAUUGGUGUCAUCACCAUCAACAUCGCCCUGAACACCUGGGGAACAGCUAUGUUCAAUCUCAACACCUUCCCUGACUGGGCCAAUGUUACCACCAUACCCACCCCCUGAUCUAGAGACACCAGAGAAUAAGGAAGGAGGGAAGGAGGAGGAGGAGGAAGAGACUGGAGGGAUGGGAAGAGGGGAGAGAUGCUGUAUGUACACCUCUAUCUGGGGCAGGCUGUAAACAGAAGACAGUGCUGAUGGUCAACCUACUCAGGGUGAUCUAAAGCUGCUACUGUAUACACACUUCAUAUAACAACACACACAGUAUCUGUUUACGGGUUGGACUGGUACUCCUCCUCCACUCUGUCAAAGUUUUGAUUGUUUUGAAUUAAAUCAAUUUAAAUGAA
Molecule: messenger RNA, 2254 nt
Organism: Oncorhynchus mykiss (rainbow trout)
Lineage: Eukaryota; Metazoa; Chordata; Actinopteri; Salmoniformes; Salmonidae
Source: RefSeq, a predicted model, not a curated record